AGUGCUAUAUAAUCCGUAUGACGUCACUGAUGAUUGAUCCUAAUGCUUGGUCCCAAAAUCGCAGCAGUUCGGCACAGUUGCAUCAUAGUAUUCAUACUACAUUAGCACACUUGGUAGUGCUGAAGUAUGGGAUUUGGACGUAGCCUAAAGCGACCCAGAAGCUGUUCGUGAUAUGUUUUUAUAGCGUGUAGUCUAGUCUAGUCUAGAAGAUAAAGAUGGUGGACUCCCAUUUCCACGUUCAACUGACAGCAGUGCUGGAUGUUCUAAUGAAAACGGCGGUGUCAGACAUCUGUGCGCUGGCGGAGAGCUGGUUUAAAUCCCUGCACAUGGAAAUAGCGAGGAGCAAAAAGGAGAACGAAGAUCUGAGACAAAAGCUGCAGAGUAUGGAACAGCAAAAACACCGAGAUGCAGCUGACACAGAGCUGGAGAGUAAAGCGACCAAAGAGGAGAAAGAGGACACUGGCAGUGAAGUGAGAGAUACAGACGAUUCUGGCUGCACAGUAUUUGCAGGAACCUCUGCAGAAGAUCUAGCUGCCAGUGCACAAAUAUGGCCUUCUUCUUCUGAGGAAGAACAGAGAAAGAAGACCACGUUUUGUCACAUUUGUGUUAAAGAAGUGGGAUGCCUCAAAAGACAUCUGGAGUGGCAUGACCAAAAAUUCAAAUGCCAUAUUUGUCACAAGAUGUUUCAUAAUAAAGUUGUCUUGUCAAGACACCUUAACAUGCACACUGGCAAUACGCAUGCUUGUGAUGUGUGCAGGAAGACUUUUGGAAGUAAAAGUGGUCUGUUAAAACACAUAAGUCACCACAAAAGAGUCUUGGAAAAGUGCAAGGACUGUGACCAGGAGUUUCCUACUAAACAAACCUUGUAUUCACACAGAGAAAAGACGCACACAGCACCAAAACAGUGUCCUUUUUGUCAGCUCACCUUCUCCCGUAACAGCAACCUUAAGAAGCACUUACAGAGGCAUAGAGCUGACCAUAUUUAACCAAAUCUCUUAUUCAUUCUCUAUAGACUGUUAAGUAACAUUUGUAACUUUUUGAAAGUAAUUUUUCAAUAAACAGCCUGGCAAAUAACACUGAAUUGUUGUUUAGCCUUCUGUUACAAUAAUUUAUUUAUUUUUUUUAAUUUAUAAAAUGCUGAAAGCUGCUGUAGCACUGGAUCUACACAUGAUCUGUUAAGGUUUCUGAUUUGUCCUUAAACAUAAUUUUCUGAUGCUCUGUACCUUUGAGAAUGAUCAGAAAUUGCCCACAUUGUAUUAGGGUAUGCAUAAGAAGGUAUGACGUCUUUCUGUGUUCCAAACUAAAUGAGCCUAGAAAAAUGUGUUUAGAGGAAUGAUAAUAUGGAUAAUACACUAUCUCAGAUUAUAUUUAAGUGAUGGGUUUAUUUAGGGUAUCAUGUAUAUAGUAUUUUUUUUUUUUUUUAGUAUUAUUUGAAAUCUUAACAAAGGAGACAUGGAGCCUCUUCUCCCUAUUUAAAUUUAAGGUGUUUUAUUUAAGGCUGUUUUGUAAGAUGUGGUAUUCUGAACCAAAUCUGAAAUUUAUAGCAUAAGCCUAUUUAUGUUAUGAAGUCAAAACUCAAGUGGGGAAACAUCUUUUAAAUUUAUAUCUUUUAUAUCUUUUAAAUUCUUUAGAAAUAACAAGUGACAUAUUUGUUGUAAUUAUAAUGUAAAGGUGGAAAGCCAAAAAAAAUCGGUAAAAAAUUAGUUCUGUCAAAGAGAUACACGAAAAUGCAUGUUUAUCUUAGCAAUUAAAAUUACCUCCUGCAAAGAUGUUAAUGUGGUCAUAGGAAUAACCAGAAAGUAAUUGGUUCUUAGGAAGCUACUAUAUAUCUGACUAACUUUGGCUUACAAUACAGUGAGACCACAGCAUGUAGUGCCAAAAAUAAAGAAAAAAACUGAAUAUAUAUUUCAAGAGAUCCUUAAAAUCUAAAAAGAGCUUUUGUUUUCUGUGCUGGGAAUUCUGGGAAAAUCUCAGAUUAUUGUCAGUUCCAAUAUCCACAACAUGAGCAAAAUGUGUUGAUCCCAUUCUUACACAAGUGUGUUGCGCCAACAUUUGCUAUACUUUUGGUGAAAUGUUGAUAUGGCAGUCAUUUAUUAAUUGAUUGUGUUUGUCCUGCAGACUCUAAGAAAAGAAAUGGUUCAGUGACUGAAUCUGCACCAGCCAAAAGAGCACACUCGGGUCAUGGGGGAACUUGGAGCCUAUCCCAGGGAGCAUCGGGCACGAGGCGGGAGAUGGAACCAUACACCAGUAGGCACAAAAGCUGACCGAUCUGUUAGGGAAAUAGUAGAACAAAAGCUAGAUGAGAUAAACAGUCGACAUUAUGCGUUCAGUAGUGAACUCAAUACUGAAUCAGAGAAGUCUGAACCUGCUCUCCAAACCUCAGAGCGCAUCAUGGAGGUUGGCUCACACUGUGAAAAUGAGAGUGAAGAGUGUGUGUUGCUGGAUGAAGUGUGCAAGACUGAGAGUCCUCAACACUUGAGAGAAGUAGACCAGCAGUUUGACGUCUUCUGCUUAUGGACACCUGACCUAGAGCCGAAUUCCACACAUCUGCUUAGGGAAAAUCAGCCAACUUUCACAAAUUCAGACUGCAGAAUGACUUUAAAUUUGGGCAAAGAUUUCAAUUUAGCAGUGGCAGGCAAAAAUGCAAAACAUCUGGAUUUUUCUAGGAAAACCUCGGUUUCUCUACCGUGUGAGAAAGGGAGUACAUUUACUUGUAAUAUCUGUGGGAAAAAUCUUUCAACAAAACAUUCACUUGCUUCCCACUACAGACUGCACACUGGAGAGAAGCUGUUCAUGUGUGCUCAGUGUGGAAAGAGUUUCGCCAAGAAAUUUAACCUAGCUAUCCACUACAACAUCCACACAGGUGCAAAACCCUAUACGUGCACACUCUGCUCAAAGUCAUUCGCUGAUCCGAGUACUUUUAGACGACACAAGUGGAUACACACGCGCAGAUCACAACAAAACGCCUGUAACACUAAAUACAAAUUUAGUUGUAACACACGUGGGAAAUGUUUUCAGUCAAAACCAUCACUUGCUGCACAUUCUCGAAUGCACACUGCAGAGAAGCGACACGGUGUACAAAAGGUUUUGUUCUAAUGUUCUAAGAGACUUUUUAAAGGCAAAAAAAAUGUUUAUUAACUUAACAUGUGAAACACAAGUGUGAGUUCAUAUUGUAAAAGUACACAACCUGCUUGUUCAUAAGUCCCUACUCUAAUUAUGUUGGUUUGACAAAGCCAACAUUGUUUUGCUUAUUAUUAUUAUUAUUAUUAUUAUUAUUAUUACUACGAGACCCAACAUUUCUAAAUGCUACUCCUCUUAGAGCGUUCAAGCUACAUGCACCAAACUCGCUACAGACCUUCAGUCUGUUCUGACUUAAUAGGACUCUCUCUCUCUCUCCCCAUAUUUCAUUCUGUCAGUCUACCUGCAUCAUUCUCACUCCUUCUGUCUUUCUACUAACACUCUCUCUUCCAAUCUAUCUACUUGUCACUCUCUCACACCAUCUGACUUUCUACUUGUCACACUCUUUGUCAUCUACCUUUCUACCAGUAACUGUCUGUCUGCUAGCCUUUCUUUCUUCCUUCCUGUCUUUCAACUUCAAAAAGUAUCUUCAAGCUUAUGAACCAUUUUCAGAGUUUCAGACUGGCUUUGUCAAGCCAACAUCAAAAUUUGUCAUGACAAACUUUACCGAUGUAGUUGUACAGAUUGCUGUUGACUCUGCAUUUGUUUAUUUUAGAAGCAUUUUAUUUUCUAAAAGCAUUUUUUUAGUUUUCUUUACAUGUAUCAACAUGUUGAUAUAUAAACUUGGAAGUCACUGAUGCAGGAAUAUUGGACAUGAGCUACUCUUUAAUAUCCAAUACAAAUAAUUAUACAUUUAAUUAACUGUAGAUUCAUAUGUGUAUGUUUUUUUAAAUACAGUCUGAUAUAGCGAUGAUAAUAAAAAUUUUAUGCAGCUCA
Messenger RNA from Ictalurus punctatus (channel catfish), 3954 nucleotides. Its product is annotated as zinc finger protein 701. NCBI's taxonomy places the organism in Eukaryota, Metazoa, Chordata, Actinopteri, Siluriformes, Ictaluridae. The record is from RefSeq and is a predicted model, not a curated record. The coding region runs from base 2182 to 3096 and encodes 304 amino acids. The transcript has 7 exons. Gene Ontology annotation, molecular function: DNA-binding transcription factor activity, RNA polymerase II-specific; RNA polymerase II cis-regulatory region sequence-specific DNA binding. Gene Ontology annotation, biological process: regulation of transcription by RNA polymerase II.